AUUCUGAAUCCGUCUUCUACAAUAAAGUUCCGUAAACCGAAGUCAGCUUUCACCGACCCCUUCCUUCCACAUGCUGCCAAACCAGCAAGUCAAUACAAAUGAGACAUGUUUCAACGUAAGAUCCAUCUAAAAGACCAACAACUAAAUUGCAUGUUUCAGUAAUUCAGUGUUACAUUGCAGAUUUUGAACCUUGAAGCAGUUGCCCACCCGACCACCCGAGGCCUCUAGCAGUUGUCACGCGGGCUUAAAAGAGGUGGAGAACCCAUAGAGCCUUGACUGCUCGAUCGGCCAUUUUUGUAUGUAAAAGAGAGCUCGAUAUAAAGAUCAGAAAGCACAGAUAACCCAAGGAAAAUCAUGGCAAAACCUCAUGUUCUCGUGAUACCUUAUCCUGCACAAGGCCAUGUAAUUCCUAUAUUGGAGCUUGCACAAUGUUUAGUCACAAAAGGAGUCAAAGUUACCUUUAUCAACACAGAAGUCAAUCACAGCCUCGUGACCGGCAAUUGUUUAGAUAAAGAUGGUUUUGGGGAUCUGAUGCAGAUGGUCUCACUCCCUGAUGGGAUAGAGUCAUCGGAGGACAGGAGCGAUAUUCGUAAGCUGAACUUGUCAAUGUUACAAACCAUGCCCCGCAAGCUUGAAGAACUAAUAGAGAAGAUUAACAAAGAAGAUUCAAGUAAAGUUAGUUGUGUUAUUGCUGAUGAUAGCAUGGCAUGGGCCAUACAAGUGGCGAAGAAGAUGGGAAUUAGUAGUGCAGCCUUCUGGCCUGCCUCAGUUGCUACAUUGGCCUCCAUAUUGUCCUUUCAGAAAAUGAUUGAUGAUGGGAUCAUAAACAAGAAAGGCAUACCUCUAAGUAGUGAGAUGAUUCGCCUGUCUGAAACGAUGCCACCAAUAAAACCUCAGAACCUCGCAUGGGCAUGCUUAGAGGACACGGCUACCAUAGAAGUUUUUUUUCAAGUUGCAAUACAGGCUGAAGAAGCUUCUAGAUUGACCGAAUGGUUUAUAUGCAACUCAUGUCCUGAGCUGGAGGCUGCAGCAUUCAGCCUGUACCCGCAGCUGUUGCCAAUAGGCCCUCUCCUAGCAAGAAACCGACUAGCUGACCAGGCAGGCCACUUCUGGCAAGAAGACAGCACCUGCUUAGCAUGGCUUGAUCAACAACCACCACGUUCAGUCAUUUAUGUUGCAUUUGGGAGCUUCACUAUAUUCAACCAAACUCAGUUUGAAGAAUUGGCUCUUGGUCUUGAACUUAGCAACAGACCAUUCUUGUGGGUAGUGCGACCAGGAAUGACCAAGGAGACUACAACUGAUUAUCCGGAUGGAUAUACGGAAAGAAUCGGUUCUCGUGGAAGAAUCGUGAGUUGGGCACCACAACAGAAGGUCUUGUCCCACCCUUCGGUCGCAUGUAUCAUAAGUCAUUGUGGUUGGAACUCUAUAUUAGAAGGGGUCGCAAACGGAGUCCCUUUUUUGUGUUUGCCAUACUUUGGUGAUCAGUUUCACAAUGAGACUUACAUUUGUGACAUCUGGAAGACUGGAAUGGGGUUAGAAAAAGAUGAAGCAGGUAUCGUUACUCGAGGAGAAAUAAAGAGUAAGGUGGAGAAGUUGCUCAGUGAAAAAACAUUCAGAGUGAAGGCGUUAUAUAUUAAAGAAAAGGUUACAAGUAGCGUUAGUAAAGGAGGGUGCUCUCACAAAAAUCUUAACAAUUUCAUUGAAUGGAUACAGCAGAAUGACACUAACGCCAAGGAUCAACCUGACUCUAUAGAAACAUGAAGUUCUAAAAGAGGUUCGGGUUGGGGGAGGGGUGUUCAUUACAACAAACAUUGUCCUUAAUUUGUUCCUGCUCUUACUAUGGUUGGAAUUGAGAUAUUUCAUUUCAUAUCUCUCACCUUCUUUCUGUCAUCUUUGGAUUGCAAUGCAUAUUAAUAAUACUUAUUA
Messenger RNA from Helianthus annuus (common sunflower), 1926 nucleotides. Its product is annotated as UDP-glycosyltransferase 83A1. The transcript has 4 exons. The record is from RefSeq and is a predicted model, not a curated record. Gene Ontology annotation, molecular function: UDP-glycosyltransferase activity. The coding region runs from base 355 to 1761 and encodes 468 amino acids. Lineage: Eukaryota; Viridiplantae; Streptophyta; Magnoliopsida; Asterales; Asteraceae.